Molecule: messenger RNA, 1266 nt
Organism: Rhopalosiphum padi (bird cherry-oat aphid)
Lineage: Eukaryota; Metazoa; Arthropoda; Insecta; Hemiptera; Aphididae
Gene: Mthfs
Product: 5-formyltetrahydrofolate cyclo-ligase
Exons: 6
Coding region: 378-965 (195 amino acids)
Biological process (GO): folic acid-containing compound biosynthetic process; tetrahydrofolate interconversion
Cellular component (GO): mitochondrion
Molecular function (GO): 5-formyltetrahydrofolate cyclo-ligase activity
Source: RefSeq, a predicted model, not a curated record
AUGUUGUUUAACUAAUCACUAUUGUUCUGUGCAAUCACGUUAUCACUGACUGCGUCGAAAACUUCUGGUCUAUGGCAACAACCAACCAACCAACGCGUCUUAUAACCUAAAAUUAAUUUUGUUUUUGGCGCGAACGCACUAUGUAGUACGUUUUCAAAUUCAAACUACUCGAUUGUAUAAAAAAUGUGGUAUGCGUGCCGCCGAGUACAUGGUACCCUGCCAGUUGUUGCCAGUUUGAGUGUGUACCAUAUCUAAUCAUCAAUUGUGUCUACAAAAUUAAUAUGAACAAUUUCAAAAAAAAAUCCUUUAACCACCACAGUAAUAUGUGGUACGAUAGAAAAAUUAGUUGACUGUUAACUUCAGAUUUUCACAUCAAAAUGGAGCUAGUAAAGGUUGCUAAAAAAAAUUUACGAAUUAACUUAAAAAAAAACCUGUCACUUAUGACUGCUAAUGAAAUCACUGAACAAUCAAAAAUCAUAACUAACAAAUUGUUAUCUCAUCCAGCAUAUAAAAGAAGCAACAGAGUGUCAAUAUACCUCAGUAUGGAUUCUGAAGUGCAAACAUAUAGUAUUGUUAAAAAUAUUUUUGACUCAGGAAAAAUAUGUUUUAUUCCAAAGUACAAAAAAUCUGAAAUGUCUAUGGUAAAGAUAAAAUCAUUAGAUGAACUCAAUAGUUUGCCAAAAACCAAAUGGAAUAUAUCACAACCAGCUGAUGAUGAUGUGCAUGAGGAUGCAUUGGCAACAGGUGGUUUGGAUUUAAUAAUAGUGCCAGGCUUAGGUUUCACCACUGAUGGUAAACGUUUAGGACGAGGAAAAGGUUAUUAUGAUCGAUGCAUAACUGAAUAUAAGAACAAAUAUCCAUUGAAUAAUUUGAAAACCAUUGGAUUAGCAUUCAGUGAACAAAUAUGUGAAGACAUACCUACUAAUCAACAAGAUAGUUUGAUAGACUUUUUAGUUUAUCCUUAAUUAUAAUAAUCAAUUAUAUGUAUAGCACUAUGUAUAAAAUGAUAAUUUAUGUUUUAAUUUUAUGAAAUUUUUAGAAUUUUAAGUAUUUAAUUGAUGGUGAUCAAUAUUUUUAUACAUUUCCACUUAAUUAGUUACAAUGUUUUUAUCUAAAAUAAAUUAAUUUAAUAUUACAUUUUAUACUUUGACACAUAUUUAAAUGUUUAUUAUAUUAUGUUUUUUAUUAUAAAUUAUUAUUGUUACAUUUAAUUUAAAAUACAUUUAUUUUAAAAGCUAAUCAAUAAACUAAUAAUUAUUGUAGAGA